Molecule: messenger RNA, 769 nt
Organism: Rhinichthys klamathensis goyatoka
Lineage: Eukaryota; Metazoa; Chordata; Actinopteri; Cypriniformes; Leuciscidae
Gene: mpc2b
Product: mitochondrial pyruvate carrier 2b
Exons: 5
Coding region: 241-624 (127 amino acids)
Biological process (GO): pyruvate import into mitochondria
Cellular component (GO): mitochondrial inner membrane
Molecular function (GO): pyruvate transmembrane transporter activity
Source: RefSeq, a predicted model, not a curated record
ACGCGUCCCCACUGACACUUCACAACGACAACAUACCAGUAAACUGCAUUAGCAAGGUCGAGAGUAGGACAAUAACGUAGACUUUGUACUUUAUGCUGGUCCAAAGGUCCUGUUUUCUUGACUACGGGCUCUUGCCUUUUGGAAACACCACGGUUCAAUAGCAUUAGAGUGUUCUGCACGUCCUAAGCUGUAUUUUCGUGCGUGCACUAGUGGUAGCAUUUAGCUUGUUUAGAAGUCAUCAUGGCUAUGGGUGGGCUGAGAGCUUCUUACCACAGAAUCCUGGGCAGGAUCGAGCAUAUGCUGCCGGCUAAACUGAGACCUGUUUAUAACCACCCCGCAGGUCCAAAGACUGUGUUUUUCUGGGCACCAAUGUUUAAAUGGGGUCUGGUCUUAGCUGGCUUAGCAGACAUGGCACGUCCAGCAGAUAAACUCAGUACCUCCCAAUCUGCUGUGCUGACAGCCACAGGUCUUAUUUGGUCCAGGUAUUCCCUGGUUAUUAUACCCAAGAACUGGAAUCUAUUUGCUGUAAACUUCUUUGUUGGAGGUGCAGGAGGAUCACAGCUCUACAGAAUAUGGCAGCAUAACAGGGAACAGAAGGAAAAGGAUAAAGAAGCACAGGCUUGAUAGCAGUGCUGUGUAAAGUGCACCCAGAGGACCGAAAGGGACUCUCCUUAACUGGUACCCCAGAAACUUCCCCUCCAUCAUCAGUCAUCCAGUAGAGCCUCCAGACACUUUCUUCAUGAACCGAGAUCAUCUGAUUUUUUUUAAA